AUGCUCAGCAACGUCACCAUAUCGCUCUCCACUCAUCUCCAUGAUGCCUGCAUUCCCGGUACUGCAGGUGGAGACGCUGUUCACAUUCCGAUGAUUGGACCUCUCGGUGGUGCCAACUACACCCAGAUGGACACAACCCUCAACCAGGUGAUCUGGAGUCUGAUUCCCGCUGAAAAGAAUUGCCACCAACUGGACGCCAUUGCGAAGAAAUCCAGUGCCGCUUUUGAACGAAAGCGGAAAGCUGCCAGCGUUAUCCAGCCUGUGAAGUCGGUCGUAGCACAGCUCGAGAGCCGGAAGGACUGGGCGAACCAACAGUACUUUGCCGAGUGCCAAUGGACCCCCGCCCUGGCGGAAUACCUCUGUGCGGUAUGGGACCUGUACCCCUGGACGGCCACUCCCCUGUUGUUCUCGCCGCAGGAUGCAUUCCGCUACGGUGUCGCCCAGCUUGAGGUGGCUCUCUGGAACAACAUGUCGGUCACAUGCAUUCAACUGGGUAUGGCGACUAAACGGCUUGUCUGGUUUGACCACGCUAUCCAGUGUGCCGAAGCGGUCAUCAAUAUGCGCUACACAACACAUAAUGUGCUCAGCAAGGCGUACUCACGUGCUGCCGAAGCGCGCUCGUGGGUGAGAUAUCUGCACAAACUGCCACUGGUUCCCGAGAUGGACCCCGAAGACUCUCUCAAGACAAUGGUGGGCAAGCAGACAUACCUUGCGACACUCAUCAGACUCCGGGAGAGUCAAGUUGGUUGGGCUCAUGCAAAGUGCCAUACCAGCCACGAAGGAUGUGUUCCACAGACAUACAUCGAUACGAAUGCCGACAGUAUCACGAGGAAGGGGUUCUGGGUAGCCGUCUAG
Molecule: messenger RNA, 855 nt
Organism: Apiotrichum porosum
Lineage: Eukaryota; Fungi; Basidiomycota; Tremellomycetes; Trichosporonales; Trichosporonaceae
Exons: 4
Coding region: 1-855 (284 amino acids)
Source: RefSeq, a predicted model, not a curated record